This is a messenger RNA of Mercenaria mercenaria, 792 nucleotides long. RefSeq lists its product as uncharacterized. The transcript has a single exon. The record is from RefSeq and is a predicted model, not a curated record. The coding region runs from base 1 to 792 and encodes 263 amino acids. NCBI's taxonomy places the organism in Eukaryota, Metazoa, Mollusca, Bivalvia, Venerida, Veneridae.
AUGUCCUAUCAUUCCAUCGAGCAAGAAGCUAGAAGUAGACGGAACAAUAUCAUUUUCUACGGAAUCACUGAAAAUCUCAGAUAUUCAGACAAAGAGGUCGCGUAUAGAUUUAUGGAAAGUGACCUAGAUAUUGACACUAGUGAAAUGUGUAUUAAAAGAGCCCAUAGACUGGGGGUGUUACACAGUGUUAAAAAUAGAUACAAAGAUGAUCCAAAACGACCACUUAUUGUAAGGUUUAAAGAUUAUGUUGACACUGAAACAGUCAUGGAGAAGGCUUAUAAAUUACGAGGGUCAAAGAUCGGAGUAGACAGGGAUUAUCCCCGAGAAAUUGCACUCGCGCGCAAAAACUUGUACACUUCUUCCGAAGCCAAAAAUGCACGACAAAAUAAAGAGAGAAUGCAAAUAAAGUACCCAGCUAGGCUUUUCAUCAAGGGUAAAAUGGUUAAAGACAUGUUCCCAGACUGGUUUAGCAUACUAGGUUAUAGUACAAUAGACAACAAAAACCAUAGCAUUGAUGCCAGGAAUCAAGCUUACUCGAUCGAGACCGAUGUGGACAAAUCAGUAAAUUUAAUUGAUACGUCUGAGGGGAACGAUGAAGUGUUCGAACCGGUUCUGAAGCCGAUAGACAUGUACACAAGCGAAAAUGCAAACAAAAGAUCACGUGACAACCGGUUGGAUCAAACGUACAACAUACCUGAAAAACAAAAUGUAACGAAACAGUCCUUACCUGAUAAAAGUCCAAAUAAAGAUAGUAAAUCUCAGUCCCGAGGAAGAAACCGACAUAAAUCCUAA